CCUCAAUGAUUUUGCACCAGCACUAAACCAACCCAAGUCUUCUUUUCUUCUUCACAUUUCUCCCACCAUGAAGGUUCUUUCACCAAGCUGCUAUGAUACUCCCAACAGGUUACUUCUGAUGUCUCUCAUUAUAAUUUCCCUAACCCUAGUCCCUCUUAGUCUAGUAUUCAAGAGCUCUGGUUCACAAUUACUAUCUUCUAUCAAGAGCAUUGCAAGACAGAGAGAAUGUAAUAUUUUCACAGGAGACUGGGUUCCUUAUCCUAGAGGACCUAACUACACCAGUGAACAAUGCCCCUUCAUAGUUCCGCACAACAACUGCAUAAGAUCUGGAAGGUCAGAUAGACAGUUCAUGAAGUGGAGAUGGAGGCCAAAGGACUGCGAGCUGCCUUUAUUCGACGCAGUGCAGUUCCUAGAGCUCGUUCGAGGGAAGUCUAUGGCAUUCAUUGGAGACUCCGUCGGAUGGAAUCAAGCACAGUCACUGCUCUGUCUCUUAAUGAGUGUUUCAUAUCCUGAGAACAGGUCUCAAAGCAACACAACAAGCAGGGCAUACUCCACAAGAUGGUUCUACCCAGACCAUGCAUUCACACUGGCAUCAUUUUGGUCUCCCUUCUUGGUCAAAGCACGAGACUCGGACCCAAACGGGCCUUCCCUCGACAGCACCAUGAACCUAUACUUAGACCAGCCUAGUGAGGAAUGGGCCACCCAGAUCGAGGAUUUCGAUUUUGUGAUCAUCUCUGCUGGCCACUGGUUCUUUAGACCGCUUAUGUACUACAUUGAUGAACAGUUGGUGAGUUGCCACAAGUGCAGAAACAAGACCGUUACUUCUGUCACACAUUACUAUGGAUACAGUAUGGCCUUCCGAACUGCCUUGAGCUACCUCCAAAGCCUGGAGAACUACAAGGGCAUCACAUUCCUGAGGACAUUUUCUCCAUCCCACUUUGAGAAUGGAGAAUGGAACUCUGGUGGAGAUUGUUUGAGGACAAGACCAUCGAGGAACGGAGAAGCGAAGCUAGAAGGGUACACUUUAGAGUUUUACAAGGCACAAAUUAGGGAGCUGGAGAAGGCAAAGAGAGAAGGGAAGAGUAAAGGGUUGAAAUUUGAGCUGCUGGCUGCUACUGAAGCAAUGCUGCUGAGGCCAGAUGGGCACCCAAGUCGAUUUGGGUACACAUCACAAGAAAAGAAUAUGACGGUGAAUGAUUGUGUUCAUUGGUGCUUGCCAGGGCCUAUUGACACAUGGAACGAGUUCUUGCUCUACAUCAUGAAGAAGGAAACUGUUAAACCUUUCUAAGGAAUGUUAACGAGGGAAUUUAGCUAGUAUGGUGAGAGGCCAUGCUAGGUUUCUGUUAGCAAUUUUUACAAUAUAAUGGUGUGUAACAGCUUGAUCCAUAAAAGACAACACUGGC
Linum tenue is the source of this 1403-nucleotide messenger RNA. Lineage: Eukaryota; Viridiplantae; Streptophyta; Magnoliopsida; Malpighiales; Linaceae. The record is from the annotation of a GenBank genome assembly.